GGCCGGGGGCUCUGCGGGAACUCGCCGGAGCGGCUCUGCCCGAGCCUCUCGGCGGUGACGGCGCUCGAAGCCCCUGACCUGUUUGUGCCUCUGCACUCCGGGAGAGCUGGCGCUCGGCAGGGAAACAAUGUUCUAAGAAUGGCAUCAGGCAUCCAAAAAAAAAAAAAGACUGCAGCACAGAAAAGCAAGACAUGUUCUCCAGAAUCACAUCCAAAGCCUAGUGACAAGCUGAAUCCUAAAACUAUUGAUCCAUUUCGUGCUUAUUCCCAGCCACCAUCUGCAUUUUCUGCUACAUAUGCUAGAGGUGGUAUUCCGUGCAGGUUAGUGCAUGGAUCUGUAAAUCACAAACUGCAGUGGGAAUGCCCUCCUGAAACUGUUCCCUUUGAUCCUCUUCUUUUAACAUUGGCAGAGGGACUAAGAGAGACAAAACAUCCCUAUACUUUUGUUUCCAAGGAGGGUUUUAAAGAAUUACUUCUGGUUGAAGGUGCUGCUGAAAAAGCUAUUCCCCUGUUGCCUCGUCUAGUUCCAGUCUUAAAGGCUGCAUUGGCCCAUACAGAUGAUGAAGUAUUUGGAAGGGGAUUGGAUGCUUUAGCACAAUUGAGUGCAGUUGUUGGCCCCUCUCUUAAUGAGCAUCUCAAGCUUCUACUCACAAAUCUUUUAAAGAGAUUAAUGGACAAGAAAUAUAGAGGAACAGUUACUGUUGCUUUACAAAAGUUGGAGCACUAUGGUGGAAAGGCAGCUGUGGCUAUCAUCAAAUCUAAAAUUCCAACCUAUUGUUCCAUCUACUCUUGAACAAGGAAAUUGUAGUGAUUUGUACUGUAAGGUGAAGUUUGGAAAGAAGCAGUCUGUAAAUAUCACUGACACUUAUUUGUGGUAUGAUAUAUUCUCUGAAUAAUAAUUCUUCAGUAUGAUGGAGAGCAGGAGUCUUAUCAGUUUAUGAAUAUGUAAUUAUGGAAGACUUCUGUUUGCGUAUUUGUAUAUGUAUUGGGCUUACAAUGACACUGAUUAAUAUACUAUUAUUUUAAAAGCAGAAUAAAUAUUGAUUCUUAUUUAGUUUUAAAUUACAUUUUCAUGUAUUAUAUCUGCAGUGCUUAAUAUGUUUUGUAUAUUUGUGUGAUGCAAAAUAAUUUGGUUGUAAUUACUUAAAAUCUAACUCAGUGCUAAAUUGCGUAUGUAUAGCUGCUUUUGAAAUAUAUAACUUAUUUUGUGACACAGCACAGAUGGACACAUUUAGAUUCAUCAGGACUAGGUUAGACACAGAACUGUGAUCCCUCACAGACUUCUUCAGAGUCAGCUUUUAAAGGUGUGAAGCUGAACCCAGUAAACAGGCAGCAUAUGGUCCAAAGCUGAACUUGCUCAGUGCAUUCUCGGCAUGUUGUUUUGAGAGCCUGAGAGACUCUGGAGAAUACAGUGUAGAGGCCAUCAGGUUACUCCACAGAGCCAGAGCUGAGGUUUUGCUCAGCUAAUUAGUUCCUGUUAACUUUGACUCUACUGAAUGAAGGAGGCAAUUUUGGAAUACUUACUGUGCUCCCUUUGCACUGAGUUUGGUAAUGUUUACAGAUAUGCUUGGGAUUUGCUUGUGAAUUCAGGUCCAGACAAGUUAAUAAACUUCUGAACAUGGAAGCUAUUUAAAAAAUGAGUUAAAGACAAAAAAAAAAGAUUAUAAAACCAGCUUACCUGGCUGUCAAGCUUUGUUGGGUACAGCAUUUGCCCAUUAAUGUAUUUGAAUUUGAUUAAAAAAUAAUUCCUAAUUGGUUCUUGUAAUAAAUACUGUUCAGGGAGUUGUUGUAUUUGAGUACACUGUGAGGUAGAGUUAACUGAAGUAACAAAAUUUGCACAGAAUAUUUUCCCCUGAGGAAUAAUCAAUUCUGUCAUUUUGGAAUUGUUGGAAAGGAUGUUUUUUGUCACAAGAACAUUCUGAU
Messenger RNA from Hirundo rustica (Barn swallow), 1922 nucleotides. RefSeq names its product parkin coregulated like (gene PACRGL). NCBI's taxonomy places the organism in Eukaryota, Metazoa, Chordata, Aves, Passeriformes, Hirundinidae. The transcript is spliced from 8 exons. The coding region runs from base 139 to 792 and encodes 217 amino acids. The record is from RefSeq and is a predicted model, not a curated record.